Messenger RNA from Salvia miltiorrhiza (redroot sage), 1140 nucleotides. RefSeq lists its product as uncharacterized. Bases 239 to 1066 code for a protein of 275 amino acids. Lineage: Eukaryota; Viridiplantae; Streptophyta; Magnoliopsida; Lamiales; Lamiaceae. The record is from RefSeq and is a predicted model, not a curated record. Gene Ontology annotation, biological process: maturation of SSU-rRNA. Gene Ontology annotation, molecular function: rRNA small subunit aminocarboxypropyltransferase activity. The transcript is spliced from 10 exons.
AAAAACUAAAUGAUUUUUCUUUUUUUUGGGAAUUAUUAGGGUCAGAUUGACAUCCCUAAAGGAAAGCUAACAAAUCUUAUUUUCAAUUAUUCUUUUCGAACUAGGUUCGAGCCAAUGCCUUCCUAGUGAGACAGGAGUAUCUUUUUUUCCUCAAAAGAAGAAAAGAAAAAAGAUUGUAGUUUUAUCGUAUACCCAAAUUUAGAGCUGCUAAAGCCGAGCGAUCCCAACAGCGACGAACAUGGGUCCUAACAAGCAGCAGAAACAGCGGCGAUUCAAGAAAGACAACCACCGCCAACACGCGCACGGUCCGUCUCAUCAGCUCGACAGGGAUGCAGAUGAUGGGUCUUUGCCGACUGAUCCAGCAGCUGAAGAGGAACAGGAGCAAAAAGUUCCUGCCAUUCAGCUCGCCAUGUGGGAUUUUGGGCAGUGCGAUGCAAAGAGGUGCACUGGACGCAAGCUUGCAAGAUUUGGAUUUUUGAAAGAAAUGCGGGUUGGUACUGGAUUUGGAGGAAUUGCUUUGAGUCCGGUUGGAACACAAUGCGUCUCCCAAGAGGAUCUUGAAUUAAUAAAAAGGCGAGGCUUAGCUGUUGUUGAUUGCUCGUGGGCACGCCUAAAUGAUGUGCCUUUCACCAAGCUGCGUUGUGCUGCUCCUCGUCUUUUACCUUGGUUGGUAGCAGCAAAUCCAGUAAAUUAUGGCCGACCUUGUGAGCUUUCAUGCGUUGAGGCACUAGCUGCAGCUUUGAUAAUAUGCGGAGAAGAAGAAACUGGAAAUCUAUUGCUCAGCAAAUUCAAAUGGGGUCACGCGUUCUUGUCUCUGAACAGAGAACUUCUCAAGGCAUAUUCUGAAUGCAAGAAUGGCGCUGACAUGAUUGCUGUCCAAAACGAUUGGCUUUCGCAGCAAAACUCACGACCUUCAGACGAACACCUAACUAAAGGACAAGGAGAACGUUCUGGAUCUAAUAAGGACGAGGAUGGGUCGUCCAGUGGCUCCGAGGACGGGCUUCCCCCGCUUGAAAGGAACAUGAAUCACUUGUACUUAGAGGAAAGUGAUGAGGAAAGUGAGUGAACUACUUUAUACUGCUUCUGAGAGGUGUUUUAUCUAAUAUGAACGAUAUUUUGCAAGAAAAAGAAGUGUUUUUU